AUUGUAUGAUUCCCGAUGGCUUCCUUUGGAAUAGUGGUUAGAUUUGUCAACCUUACGGACCCUUUCCUCGGAUGGCCAAAUUCAUCUGAUCAUAACCAUCCACACAAUUACUACGCUCUGCUUUUCUCACCGCUGAUCUUUGCCAUCAUUUUUGGGAAUGUACUGGUGUGUCUGGCAGUGCUGAGAGAAAAAUCUUUGCAAACGACAACCAACUAUCUCGUUGUCAGCUUGGCAGUAGCAGACCUGCUCGUAGCAAUCUUGGUGAUGCCUUGGGUUGUGUACCUUGAGGUAGUAGGGGAUUGGAGCUUCAGUCGAACAAGCUGCAACAUUUUUGUGACACUGGAUGUCAUGAUGUGCACAGCAAGUAUUUUAAACCUUUGUGCUAUCAGUAUUGAUAGGUACACUGCUGUUGUGAUGCCAAUCCAAUAUAACACAAAUUACAGCUCCAGGAGACGGGUGACUAUAAUGAUUACUGCUGUAUGGAUAAUGUCAUUUGCAGUGUCUUGUCCUCUCUUGUUUGGUUUCAAUACAACAGAUGACCCCAGCUUAUGUUCUAUAUCCAAUCCAGAUUUUGUUGUGUAUUCGUCCAUCGUGUCCUUCUACUUACCAUUUUUUGUUACAUUGUCAGUUUAUGUACGUAUUUACAUUGUACUUAAAAAAAGAAGGAAACGCAUCACCUCGAGACAAAACAGCAUUAACAUGGUUACAGAAAGUGGCAUGCAGACCCAGGAAAGGAUAGAAAAUUUUCCCAGAAGUUUACAUGCAUUCGCUUGUUUGAGAUUUAACAAGCAAAGGGGACUUUCUUCAAAUAACAAACUGCUGGCACCAGUUGAAGUAGCAAAUUAUUGCAGCAUGAGCCAUGCAACAUUUGCAAAAACAGACAAUGGGAUUGAGGAAUCAGAAAGAAAGAGCAUGUGUACAAUAAAACAUGCUUCUGAAGUGAAAAAGCUGUCCAGUGGCAAAACUACAACUUCACUGAGACCUGUAUUAAAACGCAGGAACCUGCAAAUGAGAGAAAGGAAAGCAACUCGGAUGUUGGUCAUUGUUCUUGGUAUAUUCCUGGUAUGCUGGCUGCCAUUUUUUAUCACACACAUAUUGAAGAUCCACUGUAAGCAAUGCCAUGUGUCAACAGAACUUUACAGUGCUACUACCUGGCUUGGAUAUGUCAACAGCGCAGUAAAUCCCAUCAUAUACACCACCUUCAACACUGAGUUCAGGAGAGCAUUCCUCAGGAUUUUAGCUUGCUAAGUGAAGUCUUUGAGAUGUUACCAUUGGGAUUUGAACGCUUACUUCCCCUUUCUCCUAGCCACCAGAAUAAACUGUUGCCAUAAAGGAACUCUACAGUCACAGUCUACUGAGAACAGUCCUAUUAAAAUUACCUAAUCUUCAGAGCUGUUUUUCAUGGUUUUCAUGGUGUUGAGAAAGCUAGAGUCAAACGCCAGAGUUCAGCAUACCAACCGGUAUAAAGAGAAUUCAAGGAAACCAGAAGGUGGAUGAUAUCAAACAUAGGUCUUCAGAGUAAGGGAAUGAG
Rhincodon typus (whale shark) is the source of this 1531-nucleotide messenger RNA. It is a transcript of the gene drd3, whose product is annotated as dopamine receptor D3. The transcript has 6 exons. The record is from RefSeq and is a predicted model, not a curated record. Gene Ontology annotation, cellular component: plasma membrane. Gene Ontology annotation, biological process: adenylate cyclase-activating adrenergic receptor signaling pathway; adenylate cyclase-inhibiting dopamine receptor signaling pathway. Gene Ontology annotation, molecular function: G protein-coupled receptor activity; dopamine neurotransmitter receptor activity, coupled via Gi/Go. Bases 16 to 1248 code for a protein of 410 amino acids. NCBI's taxonomy places the organism in Eukaryota, Metazoa, Chordata, Chondrichthyes, Orectolobiformes, Rhincodontidae.